CUACAAAUCCAAAUAUGAAAGAGUUGGCCGAAACCAGAAGACCCGCCUUUUUUUCAGUUCUCACCGGCGGGAAGACUUCCGUGUUCAAAAUGUGUCGUUGUGACUUGUCUGAUUCUCCGGGCAUACCUGAGAUUGGCUCAGUUUUAGUUUGAAUCCGCGUUAUAGAACAGAAAUGGUGAGGUGGAGACUUGGGAGUUCAUUCUGAAGCUUAGUGGAAGGCAGAGAGGAGAAGAAGAUGAUUAGUAGGUUAAGUAGGCGUUACUUUUGCUCUGAUGCUCCGCGGCCGUGGCUGUUUGUGGGUUUGGGCAAUCCCGGCGAUAAGUACAAGGGAACCAGACACAAUGUGGGGUUUGAGAUGAUUGAUGUUUUCGCUCAGUCGCAAGGGAUAGCCAUGAAUAGAGUCCAUUGCAAAGCUAUAUUCGGGCAAGGUUUUGUAGAUGAAGUCCCUGUUUUUCUAGCAAAGCCUCAAACGUACAUGAACUUGAGUGGUGAAUCGACGGGACCGCUUGCUGCUUAUUAUAAGCUACCUCUCAAUCGUGUGCUAGUGUUCCAUGAUGACAUGAACUUACCGUGUGGGGUACUCCGUCUUAACCCAAAUGGAGGUCAUGGAAGCCACAGUGGGCUGAAGAGUGUGUUCUAUAAUUUUCGAGGGAACAGAGAAUUCCCUCGGCUAAGAAUUGGUAUUGGAAGGCCUCCUGGUCAAAUGGAUCCAAAAGCAUAUUUGCUCCAAAAAUUUAAUGCAACAGCUCAAGGACGAAUCGACGCUGCUUUACAAGAGGGAGUCGAUGUACUGAAGUUCCUGCUGUCCAAAGGGCUGAACGAGAGUGCAAGACGCUUCAACACAGAGCAAAAGUACAAGCACUUGACCACGGCAACAUGAACAUAACAUUUCUGAAUUCAGGAGACCAAGUAUAAGUAAGCCCCUGUAAAUUGCCUGAGAAUGUGUGCAAAACAGAGGUAGGCAUUGAGUCAUUUCUAAGUGGGAAGUAACAGAUUGCUGUGCAGCCUGGACAGUAUUAAACAUAUGCUUUCUUAUUAAAAUGUAAACCCCUCAGCUGACCUCAGAAAUUAAUUGGCUCAGAAUUCUCAUAUCCGAUCGGAUCUCUCAUAUAUUUGUAUAUUAUCCCAAUUUAUAUCUGAAUCAUUUGAAAGCUUGAA
Rosa rugosa (rugosa rose) is the source of this 1158-nucleotide messenger RNA. Its product is annotated as peptidyl-tRNA hydrolase, mitochondrial. The record is from RefSeq and is a predicted model, not a curated record. The transcript has 9 exons. Bases 236 to 880 code for a protein of 214 amino acids. Gene Ontology annotation, molecular function: peptidyl-tRNA hydrolase activity. NCBI's taxonomy places the organism in Eukaryota, Viridiplantae, Streptophyta, Magnoliopsida, Rosales, Rosaceae.